Molecule: messenger RNA, 2629 nt
Organism: Diatraea saccharalis (sugarcane borer)
Lineage: Eukaryota; Metazoa; Arthropoda; Insecta; Lepidoptera; Crambidae
Source: the annotation of a GenBank genome assembly
GAAGAUUGAGGCGGAGAAUGAUAAGAAUUGAUUUAUGUUUAUUUAAAAUGGUUUUAUUCACAUGAUAAUAAGUGCAAUAAAUAUUUAGUGGCUUGGACUUGCAGCGAUGUUAAAUUAUUGUCGGUGACAUCUGGAAAAUUGUAUGUGAUAUUUUAUUUUUCAUUAAAUUAAUGGGUUGUUCAGUUUCGUGUAUGCAACAAAUGACAAUGUCGUUGUUUGGUAGAAAAACCGACAAUAGUGUCAGUGAUUUGCAAGCUAAGUUAGAGAGAAAAUUGUAUCUUGCAAAGGAGUCUCCCGAACCUGAUUUUGAUAUAUCGGAUUGCGAACUCCGGCGUGUGCCAUCCGGUAUAUAUUUAUAUUGCAGAGUGUACAGAAAACAAAACUUGUAUUUACAAGAAAAUAAGUUGGAUUCAUUAGAUGGUGGGGGGCUUUUAUCAGAUUUGUAUCUUAUCAAAGUGCUCAACAUUAGUUCUAAUAAAUUCUCAAAAAUACCUAAUGAUAUUAAAUACUUGGUAAAUUUAACUGAGCUCUAUGUGCAGGAAAACUAUUUACAAUUCAUACCUGAUAGCAUAGAAGCAUUACAAAAUCUCAAGAUUUUUAAUUUGUCUAGAAACCGACUCAAACAUUUAACACCAGCAAUAGGAAAUUUAAAAAACUUGCGGAAACUAGUGAUUACAGAAAAUGACACCUUAAAAGAAUUAUGCCCUGAAUUAUGUUUAGCAACAAAUAUAGUAUCUAUUGAAAUAGAUGCUGCAGAGUUUAUUUUCCCACCAUCAGAUAUUGUGUCACUUGGGACAGAGGAAAUCAUGAAGUAUUUAUGUAGAAAGAUAAAUAUUGAUUACAUUCCACCAAAUCCUUUGGACACAGAAAUGGAAUCGAUUCAGUCACCAAGUACUAUUUUCAAUCCAUUUUUUAAACACAGUACAAAAACAUGGGAAGAACAAGAAGCUGCCAUUGUAGAACAAGAAAAUAAAUACCAUGAAGCUGCUAAACAGCAAAGAGAAAAAUUUCUGUCAACAGUUAUUCAAGAACAGCAGCAGUUGGACUCUGAGAUUGCUAAAGUACAUGAAAGUAAAGAGAUAGAACGUCAAAAAUUAUUAAAAGCAAUACAAGAAGAUGAAAAAGAUAUCGAAGUUUUAGUUAAUCAGUUUAUACAAUCAGAAUUUUUGAAACCAGAAAUUUUGCAGCAGCAGUUAGCUUAUGAGCAAUCUGAACAUGAUCGGCUCCUGGAAAUAGUAAGACAAAACUAUGAUAAUGUUAAAAAGUCAGAAGUCUUAAAGGCAAUGGAAAUGCUUAUAGAAGAGGAUUAUUAUAUCCAACAUUCCAAAAAUCACUAUGAAAACAGCUUGAUUUCUGUAAAGCAAAGUGCAUUAAUGCAAGAGUUGGAAGGCAAUGAUAAAUUAGAGGAAUUGCUACAAGCGAAGGAUCAGUCACGCACAGCCUUAGUAGGGCAGUUGUUAGAAGAUCAAGAUGUUCAAAGGGCAUUAGUAGCUUCUUUAAUGGAAAAGACUGAUGCCAGAACAUGGAGUUUAAAUGAAGAGAUUUCAUUGAUUUCUUCACAUUUAGCUAGACUCAGUGCAAUUGAACAAGAGAAGAAGAAGAUGCAAAUUUCUUAUAAUUAUAAUACAUUGCUACACCAGAGAAUGCAAAUGGUUAAUUUAUUAGAUGAUCUGUUAGACCAACAGUCUAAACGGAGACAUCAGUUAAUUAAGAUGUUAAAAGACAUGGAAAGUGAGACAUGUGUUAUAAGUUCAGAUUUUUGGUUGAAAAAUUAUCAGAAGUUAAUUGAUUCAGCCCCAAGGAACUUGUUGGUAAUGGGCAAGCAUUUGGAUCCAGCUUUCGCUAAUCAACUGUUACAACAUGGUGUUAUACAUUGUUUACCUUUUUUAGUGAAAUUCCUUUUUUCAGAAGGCUCCCUGCUAGAUAUUACUUAUGAAAAUUUAAAAGAUUGUGGCAUUUCUUUGUCUUCUGAUAGAGAAAAUGUUCUUAAAGCAAUAGAUAGUUAUGUAGGAGCGAAGAACCAAAGUUAUCAAAAUGAUAUUGAUAUGCCUGAUUCCUCAAAACCAAGUGCUCCCCCUGAGCAUUGUGUAGAAGAGCAGAAUUUUACUGGAGUAGUAACAGCUGAUGAAGUAGAUGGCUCAAUAUAUGAAUCUGAAUGUGUUAUUUGUAUGGAUUCAAAUUGUCAAGUAGUUUUUGUUCCUUGUGGUCAUAUGUGUUGUUGUCUUGUUUGUUCAAAGAAUGAGAUGGAUGGUUGUCCAUUAUGUAGAAGUGCUAUUGAAAGAACUAUUCAAGUCAGAAUUGCUUAAAUUUUGUUAAAAUUAUGCAGGAUGCAUUAUCGAGUUUCGAUGUUAACAUUUGCAAUAUUAUGUGUUAAGAUUUUAGUGUGGUUAUUGGCAUAGCAACAUUUCUAGCAGUAACUAUCAAGAAUUACAAAUCUAACAUUAAACUCAUACAAAAUGGUAAAAUAAUUAAAAGCAUCAAGAGAUUACUGUGAAUUAAAAUCUAGGUUUUAAACAUUCUUAAUCUUUUAUAAUAAAAUUUCAAAUAUAGUCUAAACUAGAAACUAGUUUCAUGUACUCUCUGCAGCAGUUGAGAAUAUGCAGUGUAUAUUAAAGAUAAUUAAACAAUU